AUGGCCGCCAGAUCCAGUUCUCAAAGUUCCAGGUUGGCGAGGCUGGGAAGGUUGGCGAAGCUUGCGCCUUUCCUCCACGAGAGCGCCACGUGGAAGUACAUCCAGGCACCGAUGCCACGCACCCGCGAGUGCACCCGCGUGCAGGAUGUGCGCCUGCUGAUC
Messenger RNA from Durusdinium trenchii, 162 nucleotides. NCBI's taxonomy places the organism in Eukaryota, Dinophyceae, Suessiales, Symbiodiniaceae. The record is from the annotation of a GenBank genome assembly.